AUGCAGCUUCAAGCCAUCACCGCGGGGGUACUUGCCCUUUGCGCGUCUACACUGACAUUGACUGCAGCCUCGAUCAUUCCGCCACAGUACCUGAACGAGCAAACAAUCUUGAAUGAAGCUGCGUCAUCCAGUUUCUUGUUAGGCACAGGAGAUGCCGACGAAGGAAGCCAUCUCCUCAGUCGUCCAUCCUGGUUCGAGUCAGCUCUUCUCGCGCGCCGUCUUCUCGCGUUGUCCCCCUCUGGUGUUGUUUCCACCACUUUCCCCGACCACAUCCCCGCGUCAUCUCGCACGCCAGCCGAGGUCGCGGGGUUUCCCAUUGGAUUACGCGAAUACAUCGCCGACUGUGACGGUGUACUUCCCGACAAUCUCUCCCACGGGGGUGAUGACGGCGAUCCCACCAUCUUGGCUCUUCGGGUGGCCACCACAUUCCGCAAUAUCGGAGCUGGCUCCAACCUCAGUCUCGAGAUUGACUGGUGGGAUCAUCUCUCCGAUGCGGGCGCCGUGUAUCCCGGUCUGCCGGCGAGCCCGGCAGCUCUCCCACGCGUCACCCUUUUUGGGUAUCUUGAUCCAUUGCCGGUUGCGGAAUUGUCACGAGGCGACACCGCAGCCCGUCUAGAGGAGUGUUUUCUGAAGUCCCAUCCCGAUGCAAAGUGGUGGUUACCCGGGGCUGCGAGGUCGCCGCAUUCGAGUUUCUGGGCGCGACUGGUGGUCACGCAAGCGUACUGGAUCGGUGGGUUUGGAGAUGUUCAACAGAUUGGGUGGAUCAACAUGACGGAGUGGAAGGGUAUUCGUCCCCAGCGGAGUCUGGAUGGGGUGGGGGAUGGACGGGGAUGGGAAGAUGUGCGACUGCCGGGGGAGAAGCAUCACAAGGAUAAGAAGCAGCAGCAGCAGCAGAAGACGGGAAAGAAGGGAAAGAAGGAUAAGAAGAAGAAGACGGACUAG
Penicillium oxalicum is the source of this 942-nucleotide messenger RNA. RefSeq lists its product as uncharacterized. NCBI's taxonomy places the organism in Eukaryota, Fungi, Ascomycota, Eurotiomycetes, Eurotiales, Aspergillaceae. The coding region runs from base 1 to 942 and encodes 313 amino acids. The transcript has a single exon. The record is from RefSeq and is a predicted model, not a curated record.